This is a messenger RNA of Thamnophis sirtalis, 1118 nucleotides long. The record is from RefSeq and is a predicted model, not a curated record. Lineage: Eukaryota; Metazoa; Chordata; Lepidosauria; Squamata; Natricidae.
GAAGGACGAGGGGACCCUGCUGCUCCUCUCAGGCUCUGAGCUCCAGCUGGUCCUGAUGUGGCCUGUGGUCCUUCCUUGGAGGCACCGGCAGAUCUCUCUUCCUGCACCAGGAUUUGGGCAGAUCCCUGAGGCCGGAUUCAGAGGAAGAAUGACCGGUGGGUCACUUUAAGGUGACCAGUUUUGAUUGGGGAUUAGUAGAUGAACUGCUGCACCAGGCACACCAGGCACCAGCUGCUGCUCAAGGGAUGCCUCUGUGGCUGCUCCUGGUCUCCCUGUGCCUCUCUUCUGCUCCCGGAGUCCCUGCCAUCUACCAGAGGCCGAGUGGGACUCAGCCAGCAACUCCUGCCCCCUUGCAGUACUUGCUGGAGCCCACAAACAAGAUAGUGCAGGCCCGGCGGGGAGCCUCGGUCACCCUGCCUUGCAUCCUGUGGGUCGUGCCCCAAAACUACAAGAUCAGGUGGAGCAAGGUGGAGCCAACAGAGUACCUGGAAGUUGCCAUCCUAAUCAGCAAUGGGGUCCAUCACAAAACCUACGGCCCGCUGGGCAGCCGUUCUCACCUGAAACGCAGCCACCGCUAUGACGCAUCGCUGACCAUCUCCAACCUGACCUUGGACGACGAGGGCCGCUAUCGCUGCCAGCUUGUCAAUGGCCUGGAGGACGAAAGUGUCUCCCUUGUCUUGCACCUAGAAGGGGUCGUCUUCCCCUACCAAACCAGCCAGGGGCGCUAUCAGUUCAACUACUUUGGCGCCCAGAAAGCUUGCCAAGAACAAGAUGCCCGGCUGGCCACCUACCAGCAGCUUUACCAAGCGUGGACGGAAGGGCUGGACUGGUGCAAUGCCGGCUGGGUCAUGGAGGGAAGUGUGCACUACCCCAUCCGCAACUCCCGGAAGCCCUGCGGAGGCCUUCUGCUUCGGCCCGGGGUGCGAACCUACGGGCCCAAGGACAAGCUGAAAGAUCGCUUUGACGCCUUCUGCUUCACUUCGAGCGGGCAAGCUCAUGAAGCUAAUGGGCACAGUGAGGCAGGCCCUCCACGCCACUUCAGUCUGGACUGGGUGAAGCUUCCAGGUGGCCCUCAAGCCCUACGUAGAGCACGCUUCAGUAGCCAAACUGCAGGGUGA